Molecule: messenger RNA, 12843 nt
Organism: Rhincodon typus (whale shark)
Lineage: Eukaryota; Metazoa; Chordata; Chondrichthyes; Orectolobiformes; Rhincodontidae
Gene: lyst
Product: lysosomal trafficking regulator
Exons: 49
Coding region: 421-11673 (3750 amino acids)
Biological process (GO): intracellular protein localization
Cellular component (GO): cytosol; membrane
Molecular function (GO): protein kinase binding
Source: RefSeq, a predicted model, not a curated record
GAGGGCGCACGCUCAGAGCGUACGCGUCACUCGGAAGGAGCCUGAACCGGAGGUAUUGCCGAGGCGCGGGAGAGCGCGCGCACACGCAUACGCCGGACGUGCUCGUAAUUGGUGGAAGAGGGCGCGAGCUGGAGCCGAAGGGAGGCCACGAGCCUGGCGGAUUCUAACGGCUGGAUCGCGAGCCCGGGACUGAGUGACGUGGAGGCAGCAGCAGCAGCAGCAUCAGCAGCGGCGGCGGCCGCCGCCAGCCCAGUCCCGGGGAUCAGACCGGCUCGGGGGGUUUGGUGUUGAUAUACACUGACGAGCAGCUACCAUUCCCGGGACACGGAGCCUGUGACACCCAUCAGCAGUGCGGGCUGUCCGGUCGACCGAACGUCAACACUCUGCAAAACUUUCGCCGGCGGCAGGGGAGCCCCAGCCAUGCCGAAGUCUCCGAGCGCCAACCUGAACUUCAGCCUCAGCCACGCGUGGGAGAGGUACCGGCAGUCAGAGCAGGAAGAGCAGGUCAGAGUUGACUGCCUGGAGCGGUUCCUCACUCUCUUCCACUGUCACAGCCGUAGGGGAAAUAUGGAUGGCAUAGAGGUCAUCAGAUUCUGCUCAGACAUGAGCAGUGCCUGUAACACGUUGGCACGGGAAUUCCUGACAGAUGUGCACCGGCUUUGCAAUGCUGUGGCUCAGAGAUCUGAAUGUAAGGAAGAGGAGGAAGAAAGUCACAUGGUCGCAUUGGGAGAAUAUCUAGUUCAGGGUCGAGGAUACCUACUACUUAAUACCUUGGAUUCCAUCAUUGAUCAGGAAUUAACCUGCAGAGAGGAAUUGCUGACUCUACUCCUGUCACUUCUCCCUCUUGUCUGGAAGAUACCUGUUCAAGAACAGAAAGCUCCGAAAGAUUACAACCUAUCUGCACUAGAACACCUAUUGUUUACCAAAGAGACCAAGUAUUCUGCAACCAGAUCUCAGGAAAAAGUAACUCACAUCCCAGACAAAAGCUCAGUUUUAUAUGCUCAGGUAUCAUCACAAUGCAAAACUAGCAACUGGAAGACAAGACAACAACAUAGAAACACUCACCGCUAUUCCUUGAGGGAGGCCAGGAAAACAGCGCUCUCCACAUCUGAUUCUGAAACCAAUUCAGAUGACAAGAGUUCAUUCAUGAUCAGACAAAGACGACAGCAGACUUUGCAACCUUUUGUAACAUGCCAGUCAAGAGAGGACUGUAGUGCUUCUAAGGACAGUUUUCUUCUGUCUUUAAAAGUUGGAGAAGUUGCUCAGCAUGACUUAAGUUUAGAAUGUACUGCUGCUGUGCUGCAAGAAGUAGAUAUGGAGUCCUCUGUGUUGAAUAUUUCGGAAAAUACUCCAUUUGAUCUCUGUCGUGUUUUGUUGUCUCUAUUAGAAAAAGUUUGCAAAUUUGACAUGGCCUUAAAUCACAAUCCAGCAUUAACUGUGAACGUUGUUCCCACAUUGACAGAAUUUUUGGCAGGGUUUGGAAACUGCUGCAAUGGCAAUGUAUCAAAUGCUGAGGAAGUUGCUGCAGGAUGGACCCCAGAGCCUGCAGCCCUGGUACAAAGGAUGCUUUUACGAACGGUGUUACAUCUUUUAUCAGUUGACAUAAAUUGCAGAGGAAAAAUGCCAGAUACACUAAGGAAAAAUAUUGCAGACUUGUUGAGGGUGACAUUGAAGAUUAAGAGCUACAUUGAUAACUGUACAGAUUCCUUUGUCCCACGACUGACGAUGACUUUCCAGGAGUUCAGUGAAGAUUUUUCUUUCUCAACGUCUUGUCACAAAAUUCUGCUGGUGCCAGAGUUACUUGAAGUGGUUUUGCAAAUCUUAAUUUGUACCCUACAAACAGCAUCCUCCAAUCCCUCCUCCUUCAGUCAGGCUAUGGACCUUGUCCAUGAGUUCACACAGCAUCAUGGCUUUGAGUUGUUUGAAGGGAUAGUGCUUCAGAUGGAAAGAUUGGUUGCAAAAGAUGAUCCGAAGUCUACUGAGGCAGCAGAGCAUAUCAAAUCCUUAAUCAGUAGUGUCAUGAAAAUAAUUAGGAUUAUCAAAAAAGUAAAAUCAGAACAACUCCAUCAGUCUGUUUGUACACGCAAGCGGCACAGGCGCUGUGAGUAUUCUCACUUCAUGCAUCAUCAUAGAAAUCUGUCUGGCCUCCCAGUUGCAGCAUUCAGAAAUCAGCUGUCCAAAAAUCCUUUUGAAAUGACACUAGAUGGUGAAGUUUACUAUCCUGAUCGCUGUUGCUGCAUUGCAGUGUAUGCCUACCAAUGUCUGCACUUGCUUCAGGAAGUUUGCUUAAGUAGCACUUGUGUACAAAUUUUAUCAGGCAUACAUGCUGUGGGAAUUUGUUGUUGUAUGGAUCCAAGGUCUAUCAUUGGCCCCAUGAUUCAUGCGAUAAAACUGCAAACUUUAAAGAACUGUCAUCAGCACAUCUUGAGUAUUCUGAGUAAAUUUAUCCUUGAACAGCUUGGGGGUGAGGAGGUUUCAGUGAAAACGAAACAAGUGAAUUGUAACAUUUGCUCUGUUGAUAGUAGCCAGAUACCUGAUAUUGCAGAAAUUCUACAUGGAGGUCUUAUAAACAUUAGUUCCUCAUCCAGUCUUGUCAACCCCAUUUACAGAACAGAUGGUAUUCUGCCAAGUGGAGGAUCCAGGGAAACGUGGAUGUGGGAGGCUUUGAAAGCAUACCAAGAUCUUCUCUUCAUUGAUGAUGCACAGCUGAGUUUGCAAGUUGCUAGCCAUAUAUGCCAUCUAAUACAAAAAGGCAAUGCUGUCAUUAAAUGGCAGCUUUACACUCAUAUCUUUAAUACCGUGCUUCAAAGAGGAGUGGAGCUAUCUCAUCAUACACAGCAACUAGGAAUAGUGACAGCGUGUACUGAAGUAUGCAGCUAUCACAACAGAUGUUUGUCUCGUGAUGUUCUUCAGCUUCACUUGCACACGUUGCCUUCACUCUUUAAGUCAAGGGUAGUCAGAGGCCUCUUUUUGAGCUGCAAUGGAUUAAAUCAGAUGACCGAGCUAAUUUAUCUAGACUCUGUUAGAUCGUAUGCACUGAAGGUUUUUGAAACCUUAAUUCUGUGCCUUGGGGAUCAACAGCUAGAUGCAGGAAUGCAAGGUGAAGAAACUAAUACAGAAGACUCUGUUUUGGAUCCCUGUGAUACUCCAAGUAGCCAAUGUGCUGCACUGCAUAGAAGUGAGAUGCCGCAAAGUUUAAGUAAAUUUUAUGCUGUGCUCAAAGAAUCAUACCCCAAGAAGAAGAAAGAUAAAAUUAUCGACAGCAACUUAAAUGUAAUAAACUUGUUUCUUUGUGUUGCGUUCCUGUGCAUUAGUCAAGAGCCUGAAUCUGAUCAUGAAUCUGCCAAUGAUUCUGAAGACACCUCAGGCUACGAUAGCACAGCCAGUGAGCCUCUGGGCAACAAGCUUCCUCAUUUGUCACCAGAUAGUGUUGUUUUGCCUUCAAAAGAGCAGAUCAGGCAAGCAGCAGAUGUGUGGUCUGUGUGUCGUUGUAUCUACCUGAAAAGUAUAGUAUUCCAGAAACAGUUCCAUAAACUUGGUGGCCUGGGGAUCUGUCGUAGACUAAUGACAAUGAUCAUUCAACAGAUCUCUAGCUCAAGGAAAGACACCAUUAAAGCAAAUCAAGUUAAUAUGUUUACUCAGGGUGAAAAUCAAAAGGAAUUAGAAAUUGGCUCACAUUCACCAUCAAGUCUGGUGGCCAAAAAAGAAUUGUCAGAUAUCAGCAGUUGUGAAAAGUCUGCUAAACCAGAGUCUGAACUUGUUCAAAAAACAACAGCAUUUGGAGACCAAUUUGAUGCAUGGAGUUUUGCUGUUGGAGAUGAUAAGAUACCAAAAGAUUGGAAUGUUUCUGUUCCACAACAACGUACAACAGAGGAGGAAUGGGAACUCCAUAGUAUCAGGCUUCUGGAAGCUUUAUUAACCAUCUGUCUACACAGUUCUGGAAAAACUGACUUCGACUCUACUCCACAGAACCUUUCUGUGGAUGAAAUAUUGACUGACAUGCGAGACCAACUUGUUCAUUCUGGUAUUGUUGAUUCCAAUCUGGCCAAGCCUCUCUUCGAUUCCUUACAAAGUGUAUCCUUAGGAGGAACUUACGUGGAUGGCUGUUCAGCUGAGCAAGAGAGAAAAAAGCAACAGAAAAUAAAUGAUCAGACAGCCCUACAGCUGGGUGAUCUUUCAGAGGAGACAGAAGAGCCACCGGAUUGUAACAUCAGGCUUUUUGCUGAAGAGGAAGGAUAUGAGGCUGAUAGUGAAAGUAACUCAGAAGAUUUUGCAGCCAAGGAGGAAGAUGUGAGACAAGAACACUUGCCUUUAGUUAAGUCAUCGGGUUAUCUCUCCAGUAAUGCUGAGGGUACUACACAGAGAGAAUUGAUAUAUCCUGAGAUCUGUAUGUUAGAACUCACCCUACUGUCUGUUGGCAAUCCCAGCCUUGAAGUUCUAAUCCACGUCUUCAGAAGUCUGCUCAAGAUUGUACAACACAGUGAAAAAAAUGCUACAUCUGUUUAUCAGCAGGGAGCUGUAAAAACUAUUUUGGGAGGUUUUCAGACUAUAUUGUGUCAAUCUAAGAACAUUUUAGAGGAGUGCCAGGCAGAGCUCGUGGAAUUGUUGGUGACUCUGAUCACCUCCAGGUUAUCAGCAGAAGAGUUGACACUCUUUCUGAGACUGUUUUUAGAGAAAACCCCUCCAACUAAGAUACUACUUAGAGGGAUUCUGAGAAUAGCAGAAGCAAAUGUUGAUAUGCUCCCAAUGCAUUACCUUACCUUCCCAACAGAAUUCAGCACAGAUAUUUUCAGUACCAUUCCAGCCAUGCAGAAAACCAAUUCUGCUGCCAGCAGCAAGAACUCCGGCCUUCUAAGGCGAGUGAAAUUUCCACAGAGCAAGAGAAAUACAGAAUUUGAAGGAUAUACCCACCGAUUGUCUUCACCUUGGCAUGUGGCUCCACUCCAUUUGCCACUUGUUGGUCAGAACUGUUGGCCAAAUAUGUCAGAUGGCUUUAGUGUCUCUCUAUGGUUAAAAGUGGAAGUCACCAACGCAACGGACAAGUCACUUGAGAAAGAUAGGAAACAAAGACGAUAUCAGCUAACUACAUUCAGAGAGAGUAGUUUUGAAGGCAUGGACGAUGAGAAAACAGCUGCCUUAGAUUGCGACACCAUUCUGAAUUGUGGUGAUAAAUUGGUGGAAGAUGGGUGCCUCCAUGUGAUUUCAUUAGGAUCUAAAGUAAUAAUGCUGCAAGUUUGGGCUGAUUUGAACAUAAGUGGCUUUAUAUUCAGAAUUUGCAUUGAUCCAAAUGAUGACUUGAAAGCAGGCCUGCUGGCACAAGCUGAGUCGCAAGAAAACAUUCUAACUCCAGGAAAGUGGCAGCACUUGGCAUUAACCUAUGUCCAACAGUCAGAAAAUAAGAGUGUUCAUGGCAAGCUUUCACUUUGGAUGUCUGGACAAAGAAAAUCUGAUGUGGCCUUGGAUUAUACUCUUCCUCGAAAGAGCAGCCUGUCCUCUGACAGUAACAAAACGUUUGCAAUGAUUGGCCACAGUAUGCCCCAUCAAGAAGAUGCAACUAGGUUGACAGGAAUUUGGAAUGUUGGAAGCUUGCUUCUUUUUAAUGGUGCCAAGAUAGGGCCGGAAGAAGCUUAUUAUUUAUAUGUCUGUGGACCCGACAUCACCACCGUCAUGCCCUGCAAAUAUGGCAAAUCACAAGCGAAUUACUCUAAGUAUGUUACUCUGGAGAUUCUACAAUGUGAUCAGAUUAGUGAAUUUUUCAUGAAAUAUAAGGAAAUGGACACUAGCCCUCUGGUGGAUAGUCUUUCUGUUGUUUACAAUCCAAGAUGCCCUGCUCAAUAUACAAUCUACGAGCCAGUUAUUCGACUCAAGGGCCAAACACGAACUAUAUCAUCACAGAGGCCAUUCAGCUUGAAGGAUAUCCAAAGCAAUAUAGUGAAACCUCAGCAGCUAAAGAACUUGCAGCCUUUGGAGCCUCAAGACCUUCAGCGUAUCCUGCAUAAAAUUGGAGGAAUUGGCGUAUUCAUCUUUCUGUUUGCCAGAUCUGUCGAGAUUAGUAACUGUGAAAAGACGCAAGCUCUAGCACUGAAAGUUAUACUUACUUUGACCAAGUAUAACCAGCAGAGAGUCCAGGAAAUGGAGAGCUGUCAUGGCUAUGCUAUGAUUCACCAAGUGCUCAUAAAAUCGAAAUGUAUUGUAGGUUUCCACAUCUUAAAGGCUUUACUUGAUGGAUGCUGCAGUGCUCCAAUUCUUAAAUUUAAUGAGUCUACGAAGCAAUUUGAAAUUGAUACAGAAUCCGUUGCUGUGAUCCAGGAUGUGAAGCUGCUGUCUGAAUUGUUAUUGGAUUGGAAGAUCUGGUCUAAAGCACAGAAUGGUGUCUGGGAAACACUGAUGGCAGCUCUUGAAGUGCUCAUUAGAAUCCGUCAUCCAAAGCAGAUGUUCAAUGUCAAGCAGCUUCUAAAGUCCCAAGUGGUUUAUCGCUUCCUUUUGACUUGUCAAGUUCUUCAGGAACAUCGAGAUGAACACCUGACAUCUAUCCCUUGGGAAGUCUGUAGAUCAUUUGUGAAGAUCAUUGAGGAAGUACUUGGUUCGCCACCAGAUCUGGAGUUGUUGAAGCUGAUUUACAAUUUUCUGUUGGCAGUACAUCCUCCCACUAACACCUAUGUUUGCCACACCCCACCAGGCUUUUACUUUUCCCUCCAUAUAGAUGGUAAGAUCUUUGAAGAAAAGGUCAAAUCAAUCAUGCAUAUGCGACAUCCUAACAGUGGUGGAAAGCCUAACGAAAGUCCUGGCUUUCUUUCUCCAUCUGCCUUCGUCGCUAUCCCAACAAAUGAAGAUAAAAAAAACAACGCAUUUAACUACCCAAAGCAGGAGUCUCCUUUAUUACCAGUAUAUGAGCAGUACUCCCAGAGUCUACCAGUGACCCCUUCUACCUCAACACAAGUGCGAAUCCGAAGACUGACGCCACGAGUAGAACAGAACUUUGAUAACUCACAAGAGAUUCCUGAGUGUGAGUCUGACAGUCUUGGCUUUUCACCAGAGUAUACUCCUAAAAUGAGCACUUUGGAAACAUUGAAAAGUGCACAAGAUGAAAUGUACCUCAGCAGCUGUGAGUCAGCAAAAGCCACGUGCGAAUCUUCAAGGGGAGCUUCUGCCCGAGGUGAUGCAGAUGGUCACGUACAAGAUUCUUUAGAAUCUGUGGUACAGUCGGAUAACCUGGCAAAUUCGGUUGCCAGACUUGGAUAUGAGCAUAUUUCAGAGGAAAGCACAAACGUUUCAUCAGCUUUGGAACCAGAAGUGAAGCAAGAAGGAGCUGGUGAUGAAGGAUUAAAUCGACCUGAUAGUCUCCGAGGACUACAGGCAUUCCAAAGAAGCCAGAGCAAUUUUACCAGCCUGGGAUUAGCAUUUCCUUCCCAAAAUGGAUCUUUAGUUAUGUCACGUUUGCCAAGUUUGAUAGACAAGAAUUUGAUUCCUGAGGAAUGGGAAAGCUUUGGUGUUUCUCCUCUGUAUGAGCGACCCUAUAAUGAAACUGAGACUGAUGCAGAAAGAUCUGCGACAGAAGACUGUCUAAUUCUGAUCUGCUGUGGGCUCUAUGACCUUUUGCGAGGAAUCCUACUCAUCCUGCCAGAUGUAAUGCUAGCUGAUGUGAUGGACAAGUUGAUCCAACCGGAAGCAUUGAUAGUUCUUGUCAAUCAUCCAACUCCAGCAAUACAGCAAGGAGUUAUUAAAUUGUUGGAUGCAUAUUUUACACGAGCAUCAAAGGAACAAAAGGAGAAGUUCUUGAAAAACCAUGGAUUUUCUUUGUUGGCCAACCAGCUAUAUCUCCACCAAGGAACACAGAGUCUGCUGGAGUGCAUCCUUGAAAUGUUGCUCGGCCACCCAGUUAGUCUGGAUGAAGAGUUGGACCUAGAGGCUGUAGCUCACAUCGACCCAUUUCGUAAAAGGUGCAUUAUUCCUGUACUUGGCCUCAUUGAAAACUCUCUGUAUGAAAAUACAUUGGUGCACAAUAAAUUGUGUGUCCUACUCCAGCUUUUGAAUGCCUGUCCCAAGUUAGCUGAUAUACUGCUCGACAAUGGCUUAAUAUAUGUCUUGUUUAACACCUUAGCAACGUUAAAUGGACUAGAGAAUAGCACUCCAGUGAAUGAGUACAAAUUGCUACUAUGUGAUAUUCAGCAACUACUAGUUGCUAUUACCAUCCAUUCCUGCAGCUCUUCUGGUUUACCAUAUUUUCGCAUAAUAGAGGAUUUAAUCUCACUGCUUGGAUACCUACAGAAGAGCAAGGAUGCAAAAACAAAAGAAUUGGCUAUUGCACUUCAGUUCCGGAUCCUUCAGAGUGCCAUUGAAUUUAUAAAAGACACAGCCAAUCAGGAUGCUCAGGAUAUAAGUAGCUCCUUCCAUUUACCUGCAACACAGCAUCACGCCAUUCACCAGAAAAGGAAGAGUAUUGCAGGUUCAAUUGCAUUGAAAGAUUCCAUAAUUCCACGGCUGCCAAGACGACAUUUCUCCUCGUAUGGUCACAUUCCAAUGACCUAUUGCUUCAGCUUAGUAAACCAGGAGUCUCCCCUACCAUUCCCAACUGGAUCAACUUCUUGUACUUUCCCUACAGAAACAGGUCCUCGCAGAUUUUCAGCUGCUGCAUCCGAUAUCUUGCUGAUGCAAAUGCGAUCCGUAGCCAGCGAUGAACUAUCAUUGCUUAUGCAGAGGAGGAUGAGCCAUGAGAACUCUAUGAGAGCUUCUGAGACUGAGUUUGUCCAGAGACUGCAGAGACUCACUGUGUUAUCUGUGAACAGACUAAUUUAUCAAGACCCUGACCUUGACUUUCUGGAUUUAUUGAGCACAUCUGAAUAUCUACAUCAUGAUAGAAUAUCGACUCCUCCAGGUCAAAGCUUUGAGGGAGGUGCAUCAAUGCUACCCAGCAACAACAUGAAGACUUUUCGGAAAGAAAUGCUAAAACUGAUGGUUGAAGGGAUUAAAAUAUCCUUGGGACCAGGUAGAAAUAAACCCCCACGGCAGCAAUGGAAACGCAUGCUAUGGUCUUGCAGAGAGACAUUCCGGUCCCAGUUGGGUCGAUUGCUUGUUCAUGUUUUGUGUCCUGCCCGCUCAUUAGAAGAAAGGAAGAUAGCUUUAGAGAUAGUUUAUGAACCAAGCCAUCAGGAGAUUCUACGAGAAUGUCUUGGUCAACCUCUGGAGCACGGUCCCAAGCUGGCACUGUACCUGUACGAAUUGAUGCAUGACCACAUGGAGGACUUGACCAAGGAACAGCAAACUGCAGCAGGGAACUUCUUCAACUCUUUAAAGCUUUGUGGUUAUAAGUGUAUUCCGCUUACUGCUCCACCCAAACCAGAUCUCAUUAAAGCCAUUGAAGAGGAGCAAGCCAAAUAUGCAAAUGAGAAAAGUGCAAAUAAAGCUGCUUGGGAGAAGAAAAUGGCAACUUCUCAACAGAGUCUCCUCCAACGACUUGAUUUGAAAUCGAAAGAUAUUUCCAAAAUAGCAGCUGAAAUCACUCAGAAUAUCUCCCUGCAUCAGGGUAUGGAAAGGAAGAAAGUGAUUCAGCAUAUCCGGGGAAUGUACAAGGUGGAUUUAAGUGCUAGCAGGCACUGGCAAGAACUUGUUCAGCAGCUAACACAUGACAGGGCAGUAUGGUAUGAUCCUGUCUCUUACCCAACUUCAUGGCAACUGGAUCCUACAGAAGGUCCCAAUAGAGAGCGGCGACGUUUACAGAGAUGUUAUUUGACCAUACCUAAUAAAUACUUGCUCAGAGACCGACAGAAACCAGAAGAACCACUGAAACCACCAUUGUCAUUCUUGUUUGAAGAUAAAUCUCAUUCUUCUUUUUCAUCAACUGUGAAGGAUAAAGCAACAAGUGAACCUAUCAGGUAUAUUCCUAAUCUGACUGCAUAUCUAGAGGAGGAAUAUCGUAAAGGGGCUCAAGAAGAUGAUCCAAUGCCUCCUGUACAGCCGUAUCAUUAUGGGUCUCAUUACUCAAACAGUGGAACAGUCUUGCACUUCCUAGUUAGGAUGCCACCAUUCACCAAAAUGUUCCUGGCUUACCAGGAUCAAAGUUUUGAUAUCCCAGAUCGAACAUUUCACUCCAUGAAUACUACCUGGCGCCUAUCCUCAUAUGAAUCUAUGACUGAUGUGAAGGAGCUCAUUCCAGAAUUCUUUUAUCUUCCAGAGUUCUUGGUCAAUAGAGAAGGUUUUGACUUUGGGAUGCGGCAGAAUGGAGAAAGAGUAAAUCAUGUAAACCUUCCACCAUGGGCUCGCAAUGACCCCCGACUGUACAUUCUAAUUCAUCGCCAGGCCUUAGAAUCAGAUCAUGUUUCCCAAACAAUUUGCAAUUGGAUUGAUUUGGUGUUUGGAAACAAACAAAAGGGCAGAGCUGCAGUUCAAGCUAUCAAUGUCUUUCAUCCUGCAACAUACUUUGGUAUGGAUGUGUCAGCUGUUGAAGACCCGGUUCAAAGACGAGCCCUGGAGACUAUGAUCAAGACCUAUGGGCAAACCCCUCGGCAGCUCUUCACAACCACCCAUCCAUGCAGACAUGGGCCUAGACACUCAAUGGAGGGGGAGCUGCCUGCAGCUAUGGGUCUCCUCGUGCAGUUUGCUUUCAGAGAGAGCAGAGAGCAAGCCAAGGAAGUUGUCUACCCGAGUCCUCUGCCAUGGAUUCAAGGACUGAAGUGGGGCGAGUAUGUGGGAUCUCCCAGUGCACCAGAUCCUGUAGUUUGCUUCAGUCAACCCCAUGGAGAACAGUUUGGAUCGCUAUUAGCAUUGCCAACCAGAGCUAUUUGUGGUCUGUCGAAGAAGUUUUGCCUUAUGAUGAUAUACAGUAAGGAGCAAGGUGUUCGGAGUAUGCACAGUACGGACAUCCAGUGGUCUGCCAUUUUGAGUUGGGGUUAUGCCGAUAACAUGCUAAGACUGAAAAGUAAACAAAGUGAGCCCCCCAUCAACUUCAUCCAGUGCUCUCCCUUACAUCAGGUUACAAGUUGUGCAUGGGUGCCUGACAGUUGUCAGCUCUUUACUGGCAGUAAGUGUGGAGUGGUUACUGCAUACUCUAACAGAUUUACCAGCAGUAUGUCUUCAGAAAUUGAAGUGGAAACAAAAGUCCACUUAUAUGGGCACACUGCUGAAGUAACGAGUCUGUGUGUUUGCAAACCGUACAGUAUUCUAAUCAGUGUCAGCAAGGAUGGGACCUGCAUUAUAUGGGAUUUGAACAGGUUGUGCUAUGUUCAAAGCUUAACAGGACAUAAAAGUCCAGUGACAGCAGUUUCUACAAGUGAGACAACUGGUGAUAGUGCAACAGUUUGUGAUUCUGUUGGUGGUGGUAGUGACCUGAGGCUGUGGACAGUAAAUGGAGAUCUCAGUGGCCAUGUACAUUGUCGAGAAAUAAUCUGCUCAGUAGCUUUUUCCAAUCAACCUGAAGGUGUAUCUGUCAAUGUUAUUGCUGGAGGGCUAGAAAAUGGUGUGGUAAGGCUGUGGAGUACGUGGGACCUGAAGCCUGUUAGGGAAAUUACUUUCCCAAAAUCAAACCGGCCUAUUGUCAGUCUCACGUUUUCCUGUGAUGGCCAUCAUCUCUACACAGCAAACAGUGAUGGCACCGUGAUAGCCUGGUGUCGUAAGGACCAACAACGGAUGAAGCUCCCUAUGUUUUAUUCCUUCCUGAGCAGUUACGCUGCUGGCUGAAGACUUAAAUUGGGUUUCUUUAUACCAAUCACUGUGCACAUUUAGAACUUUCAGUGCUCUUGGGGUGAAGUUGAGGUGGAGAAAUAAAGCAUUCCUCUCCUCAGUUGUAUAUAUUCUAAAUGGAAAAGAUGUUUGUAAAAGGAGCAAGUGAUUUUCAGCAGAACAAGAUGGAAUACAGAAACACAUCUGUGGAGCAAUUUUUGUCAUUAUAGUCUGUUGCCUUCCUGCCCAUGAUGGGAAUCCUUGACUUGUUGCAUAUGCAGUUCUUCAAAGUACUACCAGUUUCAAAUGGGCAACCUAAAACUCAGUUGCACCAAGUCCAAUUUGAUGAAAUUAUGCAAUGUAUCUGGUUGAUAAUUUUACAGAGUGCAAUAUUUUCUACUUCUGAACCUAUAUCAAGUUUGACAUACAAUGAGCAUGAGACCAAGCAGUUUAAUGAGGUACGAGAACAGAAUCAAUUACAUAAUGGAGCAUGGAAUGAUGAUAUAAAAGCACCUUAAACCAAUUUCUGUGCACACAGCAUCUAUCUGCGACUGCCUUGAAUGUUUUUCAUCUUUGUAAGUGCUGGCGUUUCUCAUACCUUUUUCUUGAAAAUGAUUCUGUCAUCUGAAUAAUUUGAUAUGAAGCAGAUUGUUCCUUCCCUUUACUUUUCAUAAGUAACAAUGAGCAGACUGAGAUUUAUUUUGCUGGUGCUUGCCAGAUUGCAUGGAAAGAUACAUGUAUCUUAAAGCAAAUGGAUAUAAGAAAUUCUACGCAGAAAAUUAUGUUGGCUUUAUUGAAAAUACAGUACUGGUGUCAAUUAGGUUGUUUAUGGUUAAACUGUAACCCACUCGUGUUAAAUACUGACUAUUUAUUUAACUGGGAGGCACAUGAUCCCAACUUUGUCUGCCAUUUUCCCUCUGAAAGUUGUCUUUUGAUUACUAUUCUUAAAUAUAUUUAAAAAUAAAGAGUUGAAAAGUCUGCAUUUUGCAAGUAUUUUGGAGAAAGUGAGGUAGUUUGUCAGUUGUUUUGCUAAUUUUAAAACUUUAGCAAAUAAAUUUAAAAAGUUUAUGAAACCAUUGUUCCUCAGACUUUGAACGUGAGCAUUUGCUGUCUUUUGUACUUCCAUUCCUUACAUAUCUGUACAAACUAUUGUGAUGAAUAUUUGAACAUUAAAUUAACUAUAACCUG